UCACCCACCAGACGCUAACACCCGGGAGGGCCCCGCUGGCCUAGGGCAAAGUUGGCAGCCUCCUUCGAGCGGGGCCGCUCCCUUUUCCUCCUCCUAGCUGCCCUCCUCCCCAGGGCCCCAAGGCUGCCUCCUCUCGCACGCGCGUCGCCAGACAAGGCAAGCAGAGCGGCGCGCCCCCGGGCGCCCCGCGCCCAACACGCCACUGGAGUCUCCUCGCACCCUUUUCUUUCCUCCCGGGCCCAGAGGACUCGACUCCGCCCCGGCGCCCCAGCCGCUCCGGACUCCCCACCGCCCGGGCUGCUCCCGGAGCUCCCAGACGCGCGGGGCAGCCGGGGGCGUUGGCGGCGAGCACUGGGCGGGGAGCGGCGGGGGGAGAGGAGGGAAGCAGCGCCGAGGGGAGCGAAGGGGAGGGCAGAGAAGGAGAGAGCUUGGGAGCUGAGGAGCAGAGGCGGGCGCCGCACCGCCCUGCGCCCCGCACGCUCGCUGGCUCCGGAGACUCGCGGGCGGCCGCUUGGGCGCACCAGCCGGGUCACCUUGUCCCGGAGGAGAAAUGGGUCCUAUGAGGCAAGUGUGACCUGUGAGUCCAGCUCACCAGCCUGACGCCCAGCUGGGGAGGAAGAGGACCAUGGAUGGCAUCAUCGAACAGAAGAGUGUGCUGGUGCACAGUAAGAUCAGUGAUGCUGGUAAGAGGAAUGGAUUGAUUAAUACCAGAAAUUUCAUGGCUGAGAGUAGAGAUGGCCUGGUGUCUGUUUACCCAGCGCCCCAGUACCAGAGCCGCAGGGUGGUGGCCAGCACAGCACCAGCCAGCCUGGACAGCAGCAGAAAUGAGCCUGUGCAACAGCUGCUGGAUCCCAACACUCUGCAGCAGUCGGUGGAGUCCCAUUACCGUCCCAAUAUCAUCCUCUACUCGGAAGGAGUGCUGCGCUCCUGGGGGGAUGGCGUGGCUGCCGACUGCUGUGAGACCACCUUCAUUGAGGACCGGUCACCCACCAAAGACAGCCUGGAGUACCCAGAUGGGAAGUUCAUUGACCUCUCAGCUGAUGACAUCAAAAUCCACACCUUGUCCUACGAUGUGGAGGAGGAAGAAGAAUUACAGGAGCUGGAGAGUGACUACUCAAGUGACACAGAGAGUGAGGACAACUUCCUCAUGAUGCCCCCGCGUGACCAUUUGGGGCUCAGCGUCUUCUCCAUGCUCUGCUGCUUCUGGCCUUUGGGCAUCGCCGCCUUCUACUUGUCCCAUGAGGAGGCUUCUCGUGCGCAUUCCCUCAGCUCUACUUCAUCAAAAACUUGUCUUCGACCAACAAAGCCGUGGCCAAGGGGGACUUCCACCAGGCUAGCACCAGCUCCCGGAGGGCCCUGUUCCUGGCCGUGCUGUCCAUUACCAUCGGAACCGGCAUCUACGUGGGCGUGGCCGUCGCCCUCAUCGCCUACCUCUCCAAGAACAACCACCUAUGAGCUUCCUGCAGGCACGGAGGGGAAGGCCCCCGGCCAGGGCUCUGUGGGCUCAGAGAGGGUAGAGCUGGCCAGGGGUAGACACACCUGUGUGACGCUGUACAAUAUAAGUGAUUGCCAAACGACUCCAUGAAUGCCCUGGAAUUUUCUACCCAUGGAUUCCUUUGUUUUUAUCCUUAAUUUCAUUUUCACAGCACUGUGUAGAGCACCAGACAGAUGGGCACUGCUAAUUCUUCCAAAUGGAAGCUCCAAAGAUCCCGACCCAUGAGGCUGUCUCUGGAUGGAUUUUGGUGAAUUAAUGACAACGCAGCUCUCUCUGCAGCCUGCCAGUGCCUGGAAUGUUGCCGCAUUAGCAAUAUACAAACAGUUUAACAAAAAAAUGUGUUUAUUUUUUAUGGAAUACGGUGCAAUAGGCAGAGGGCAGGGAACAUGUCACUCUGCUGUCUGUGGCCUGCUUGAGUCCUCUGUGUCCCCCAGUCUGCGUGACUUCCCUACCAGAAGAAAAUGGGGCUUAGAAAAAAAAAAAGACAAAACAACUGCUAGAAGGAGAUCCCAGCUGUCACUCUCUGCAGAUGGGUCCAGCCUUGAGAAUGCCAAGCCUCUGUCCCCAGUCCUGCUCCUUCCCUCCACGCUGCCCCAGCCUAAGAGCUCCAGGCCUCUUCAGGACACUCAGCAGCUCCCCUCCAGCAAUACGCGAUCUUGGGGAGACAGGCCACAGCCCCUCCCAAGGCUCCUAAGGAAUGAGCCCAGUGUUUGCUCCAGGGACUCGAGGCAAAGGAGCUACGAAGACACAAGUGGGUGCUUCUCAAAUCGCCACCCGUGCAGGCGUUCACCCUGGUCAUAAGCAGUGAUGCUAGUGAUCCUAGCAACGAGAUGGGCCUUACUCUGUCAACUAAAUGAAUAGCUAUUUUCUUGUCAUUUUUUUAAGUGCAACUCUUGCUUCAUGCUGCUUAAGUUAUCAGAUGAAUGCUGAGAAACAAGUAAUCACAAGACAUUUUAAUACCAUUUCAUUGCUGUUUUACGAGUGUUCAUUAUUUAACAAAAAGUUAUCUUUUAGCUUU
Molecule: messenger RNA, 2513 nt
Organism: Marmota monax (woodchuck)
Lineage: Eukaryota; Metazoa; Chordata; Mammalia; Rodentia; Sciuridae
Gene: Syndig1
Product: synapse differentiation inducing 1
Exons: 5
Coding region: 626-1585 (319 amino acids)
Biological process (GO): synaptic vesicle clustering; positive regulation of synapse assembly
Cellular component (GO): synaptic vesicle membrane; intracellular membrane-bounded organelle; excitatory synapse
Source: RefSeq, a predicted model, not a curated record